AUGACAUUCGCCUACCCGCGUAACACAGGUGCUUCCUCGCCAUCCUCGCUCCCUUUCUACAACCCAAAGCGUCAAAGGUCACCAGAAAUUCUGAACCAGGUCGCCCAAUAUAUACCCCCAGUGGCGAAGCAAUGGCUCUCUCCCAGAAGUGUUCAGCGGAGAUGGAGGAGAACUAAAGAGGCGGGGCUCAAGGUCACAGCUGUGAAUGUUGUCAAAAAUAUCUUCACGAUUCCCAAUGCAAUUAUUCUAUUGUGGAUGUUAUCAAUCCGGUGGGGAGAGCGCACAGUGUUCGAAGAUCACAUAAACCAGUGUCUCUGGGACAGCUGGGAAGACUGGGUGAGCACCCAGCGGCGCCCCCAAGACGCUACUCCGCACCAUAUUGCCUUUAUUGCCGACCCUCAGCUCGUUGAUCCCCACACCUACCCCGGCCGACCAUGGCCUCUGUCGACAUUGACGAUGCGAUAUACCGACCAGUAUAUGCGUCGAUCCUUCUCAUUGAUCCAGGACCAUCUUGAGCCAGACUCGGUGCUGUUCCUCGGUGAUCUCUUCGAUGGCGGCAGAGAAUGGGCGACCGCGACAACUAGCAGCCCCGAAGCUCGCUGGAAGGGCUAUAAAGACUCAUAUUGGAAAAAGGAGUUCCGGAGAUUUGUCAAGGUCUUCCUCGAUCCAUGGGAAAAAGCAAAUAAACCGACUGUUGGUGGACGGGGUCGGAGGUUGCUUGCAAAUCUACCCGGAAACCAUGACCUAGGGUUCGGCAACGGAGUCCAGGAGCCUGUCCGGGACCGAUUUGAGAGCUUCUUUGGGAAGACCAACCAGGUCAACGUGAUAGGCAACCACACUUUUGUUUCAGUCGACUCGGUUUCUCUGAGCGCGAUGGACCAACCUGAUCCGUUGACAGGUAGUUCACCAACAUCGAAUGAUGCGAACCAAGCCAUUCGCCCGAUUUGGAAAGACGCAGAUGACUUUUUGGAUAAAAUGGCUAUCCACAAGGCCAAGGCGGAAACUGAUGAGCUACGGAUGCUAAGAAACCAGAGCGAGGGGCAUAUGUUUGAUUACCGUGUUGUCGAUGCCAUCGAGCCGACAAUUCACCACAAGCCAGAACAAGUGAGCGUCGGCUUCCCGACCAUUCUGCUCACCCACGUUCCUCUCUACAGGAAAGCAGGAACCCCCUGUGGCCCUCUACGUGAGCACUAUCCACCAUCUUCCUCGGAAGAGGACUUACAAGAAGAUGAGCGAAACGCCCUCAGUAUAUCGGCUGGUUAUCAGUACCAGAACGUCUUGACGCAGACCGUCUCGACCGAAGUGAUAUCCAAAGCUGGACCGAAUGUUGUACAGGUCUACUCUGGCGAUGACCAUGAUUAUUGUCAGGUCUCCCACCGGGAGUUUAACGGCUCACCGAACGAAAUCACAGUGAAGAGUAUAUCCUGGGCGAUGGGAGUCCGCCGCCCCGGGUUUGUCCUCACCAGUUUGUGGCACCCAAUCGACCCUAAGACGGGCCAAGCGCUCCACGAAGGGACCUCUACCAUUCAAAAUCACCUCUGCCUUCUCCCCGACCAGUUGGGAAUCUUCAUUUACUACCUCACCAUUCUGGGUCUAAGCAUCUCCCUCCUUGCCUUCCGCUCUGUAUAUCAGGCCAUCUACUCGCCACAGCCUUCCACGGAUAGCAUCCUUCCCCUCGCCGAACAGCGACGUCCCUCCCACCAAUUCCACACAUCUGGUGCGUCCAGCUCUACCAUGUCCAUGGGCGGCCUGGCUAGCCGUGGUGGGAUUCCACCGUCCGCGCGCUACCCCGGCACCAAAUCUCCCCAGGACACAUACCGCACAGACGAUGAAAGGGACCCUUUUCCCAAAGAAAAAGGAGGAUGGCGUCCAGCAUCGUCACAACCCCGGUCUCGCUUUUCUCUCAUCGUGAGAGACUUAGGCUCAUCCAUCCGAUACGUGGCCCAAGUGGUACUCAUCGUGUAUUUCAUCCUCAUCUGGCGCUGGUAG
Messenger RNA from Penicillium salamii, 1989 nucleotides. Lineage: Eukaryota; Fungi; Ascomycota; Eurotiomycetes; Eurotiales; Aspergillaceae. The record is from the annotation of a GenBank genome assembly.